GUUCCAACAGGGCAAGGGGCAGGCAUACAGCAAAAGUGCAAAACCGCAACCUGUCUUCCUGAUCAGUAACCUACCAAAUUCCGAUACAAAAACCACGCUCCUUCUUUCAUCUCCCCAGCUACCUGCUACACAACCCUAAUCACAAUAAUUGAUUUCUUUCAAAAGAUCAUUCCCCUCCCCUUCGCAAUCACCGCUCGAUUGCUUCCCCCUUUCUUUAUUGGUUAAAAGAGACCACGCGAUUGAUUAGCAAGAAGCUUAAUUCGCAAACAUUCCGAGGUUCUUUUUUUUGUUCUUCGGUUGAAUUGGACUCGCAAUCUCAAACGGUUACUACCCAAUCCGUGGCAUCUCUUUGUUGCCUGAGAAGGAAGGAAGAGUCCGACAGGCGACAAUAAAGGGCAAGUGAUGUGUUAGUGUACAGCUUAUCAGUUACUUAUAGUCAAGUAAGCUUCCCUUUUCUGCAUAUGUCGAAUGAUCCGGUGGAAUUUUCAGCAGCUACAUGGGAUUGAUGGAUGAUGUUGCUUUUGUUGCAUUUUCUUGUAUGCUUUUAUUGCACUUGGCCCUGAAACCCACCAGCAGAGCCAGAGUAUAUUAGGAGGUGUUGCUGCACCAAAAGAAACAAGAGCAAUGGCGGAAUUGGUUGGGCCAAGGUUGUACAGUUGCUGUAAUUGCAGGAACCAUGUUGCCCUUCACGAUGAUGUCAUUUCCAAGGCUUUUCAGGGAAGACAUGGACGAGCAUUUCUAUUCUCGCACGCGAUGAAUGUUGGCAUAGGGGCGAAGGAGGAUAGGAACCUAAUGACUGGUCUCCACACAGUUGCUGAUGUCCACUGCAGCGACUGCCGAGAAGUGCUUGGCUGGAAAUAUGAACGAGCUUACGAAGAGACACAGAAGUACAAAGAAGGCAAGUUCAUUCUUGAGAAGUCCAAAAUCGUCAAGGAGAAUUGGUAGCACUCCCCAAUCCGGAUAAAUAAGUAAAAGAAACCAGCACAUCAUCAUCUGUAUUAUAUAUAUAUAGCUUUGCUUUCUUCCUUGUGCUGCUGAUAUCAGCUAGUUAUAUUUGUUUGUUACUCUGUAUGUGAAUUGUGAAGAGAAAUGGGGAGGAGGAGAAGGAACGAAAAGGAAAGGAAGCUCAACAAUUGCAAAUAUAGGCUUCCUUCCUGUACCCUCCCAUGAAAUCAAUGUGCAGUUAUUUUCCCACCAUGUUUUGUGCUGUGUGCCUCAGUAACCUCCUGAAUGUUGACUGUCCUAUUUCGGUUGCUGGUAAAUGAAUGGAUUGGAAUCAGAUUUCAUGUG
Linum tenue is the source of this 1290-nucleotide messenger RNA. The record is from the annotation of a GenBank genome assembly. Lineage: Eukaryota; Viridiplantae; Streptophyta; Magnoliopsida; Malpighiales; Linaceae.